UAUGACUGUACAUAAUAAGGACAUAAGGAGUUAAGUUCCACCAUUAUUAUUACUUGGUGGAAGAGUUUCAUUUAGUCUCCUCUUUCCUCUGUAGUGGUGGUUUUAAUUGCGUGACAACUCUCAAUCAAAUUCUAUUGUUUCAACAGGAACAAGAAAUCAACUUUCUGGGCCCUCUGCAGCUCAGCUGCCACACAGAGCACAGGAAUCUACAGUAGUCUCGCUGAUGGUUUUCACCAUGAUGUGCAGCAGGGUGACAUUACACGAGCCCCAUAACGGCGACUACAGGAGUCCUACGAGAAUUUGCCCCCGUAGGAACUCAAUUCCACCAGCACAGACUCUCACAGCCAAACACCUCCUGGCAUACCUCCCUAGACCACCCCCAGAGUCAACACGUUUCACCCCAUAUCCAAAGAGGGUACCUAUUGCAGAGAGUCAAUUUCGUUAUUUUGUGUUUUGGUAUAUUGUUCAGUGGGUUGUGUUUACACUGGACACUGUUUUCAGCACAAAUACAUUGUUGAUCAUGUAUGUAAUGUACAAGUCAGUCAAUUGAUUGUUCAAACAUAUUUUUUUCAGGUUGCAGCAAAAACCAACAUGGCCUUGACAAUGCUCCACUCCAGAAGAGACUCUCUCAUCCCCAGCUCAAAUAACAACAACUUCCCAAUUCUCUCACCCCAGCCAGCCCCCUCUGCAUCCCCCCAGCCACAGUCCCAGAGCCCAGGCCCCCAUCAGAUUGUUGCAGGCUUGAUCAACCAGGAGGUAGACACCUGCCAGUACAUCAUCCCCACUGAGGAGCCAGAGGAGCCGGCCACUUCUCACCGCGGACGCCACCUUAAGCGUUUCAGCUCCAGGUGGUACUCAGGCGCUCCCUUUGGUGGCCCCUUUGGUAGCACCCGUAGCCCCGCCCAUGGCACAAGUGGUGAGAACAAGCCCCACAAGCCACGCUGCAAACUUCUAGGUGACGAGAGGCCAAAUUACGGCACAGACAACAAGCAGCGUCAGCGCUACGUCACCAAAGACGGGAAGUGUCGGGUCAACCUGGGCCCUAUCGAGGACAAGAGCCGUUUCCUCUUGGACAUCUUCACCACUCUGGUGGACUUGAAGUACCGUUGGUUCCUCUUUAUCUUCACCAUGUGCUACAUUGUCACGUGGGUGGCCUUUGCCGAGAUCUACUUCCUAGACGCCUGGCUGCGGGAUGACGUGGCCCACGUCCACGACCCUCAAUGGCAGCCGUGCUUCGAGAACGUGGACAGUUUCAUCUCCGCCCUGCUUCUGUCGGUGGAGAGCCAGAGGACGAUUGGCUAUGGCUCCAGAUUGGUGACGGCCAACUGCAUGGAGGGAGUGGUUCUCCUCAUGGCCCAGUCUAUCGUUGGCUCCAUCAUCGACGCCCUCAUGGUCGGCUGCAUGUUCGUCAAGAUCUCCCGGCCUCAGAAAAGGGCCCAGACUCUGAUCUUCAGCAAGCACUGUGUCAUAUCGGAGCGCGACGAGAAACUCUGCCUCCUCUUCCGCAUCGGAGACCUAAGGGCGAGUCACAUGGUGGACGCCAAGAUCCGAGCCAAGCUGAUCAAGUCCAGACAGACCAAGGAAGGGGAGUUCAUACCGCUGGAGCAGUCGGAGAUCAACCUGGGCUACGAUACCGGAGGAGACAGGCUCCUGUUGGUCGAGCCUCAGACCAUCACCCAUGUCAUCAAUGAGAGCAGUCCCUUCUGGGAAAUAGGGGCUGAGCGUCUGACAAGGGAGAGAUUUGAGAUCAUAAUCAUUCUGGAGGGAAUUGUGGAGGCAUCAGGUUGGUUGGCUUUGAAUGUUAGAAUGUGACCUCAAAAAUUAUGUCUAAAAUCAUUUGAAAACAUGUUAAUGCUUUCAUGUCUGUGACUGUAGCAUAAGAGCUAGAUGUGUAAAGAUUAAACGUUUAAUAAUUGCCUUGCUGUGCAAAAUGUGAAAAAAGUGUUGUCUCUACUGUGUUGUAGGUAUGACAUGCCAAGCCAGAACCUCCUACACUGAGGCCGAGAUUCUGUGGGGCCACCGAUUUGAAUCCUGCAUGUCUCUGGAAAAGGGGUCUUACCGGGUGGACCGUGGUGCAUUUGACAAAACCUUCACAGUACAAACCCCCACCCUUAGUGCUAAAGACAAGAGUAAUGAAAAAGAAGAAGAGGUCCUCUUUUAGAUCAUAAAACUGUACUAUUCACACUGAGCAAACAGCCCUUGUAUUAAUAGAAUUUCAAGGCCAAGACUUCUUGUGAAUGCCCUUGGUUCCCUCCCUGAGACGAACUUUCCUGUUGUCUCUAAUAUUGUGGACAAACAUUCUUCAAAAGAGUAAGACUUACACAUUAGCAUGCUAAUCUAC
Molecule: messenger RNA, 2341 nt
Organism: Coregonus sp. 'balchen'
Lineage: Eukaryota; Metazoa; Chordata; Actinopteri; Salmoniformes; Salmonidae
Source: the annotation of a GenBank genome assembly